This is a messenger RNA of Zingiber officinale, 368 nucleotides long. RefSeq lists its product as uncharacterized. Bases 55 to 297 code for a protein of 80 amino acids. Lineage: Eukaryota; Viridiplantae; Streptophyta; Magnoliopsida; Zingiberales; Zingiberaceae. The record is from RefSeq and is a predicted model, not a curated record. The transcript is spliced from 2 exons.
AUUAAAUUACCGGCAACGCGCAGCCUCGAUCCCCGGAGGCGGCGGCGCGCAUCGAUGUUGAAGGCAAGUAAGGAGGAGGCGGAGGUGUGGUCGGAGAGGGCUCACGGAGCUGCCAUCCACGGCGUCUCCGCCGUCCCCACCGCCGUGGUCGCCGACUUCCUCUCCCGCUCCGAUGAGGCGGCGAGGAAGAGACUGAUCCGGAUGAGCGAGAAGCUGAAGCAGUUGGAGGCACAAAUGGAGGCGCUGGAGGCGGAGGUGAGCAGAGCAGCUGCUAAAGACUUCUCCCAACCGGAUUAACUGUAACACUUUCUUGCUCCAUGUAAAUAAAUAUAUGACAAAAUAAGUGAGUGCAGGCCACUUAGAUCAAA